Messenger RNA from Enhydra lutris kenyoni (northern sea otter), 1840 nucleotides. Its product is annotated as PRELI domain containing 2. The transcript has 7 exons. The record is from RefSeq and is a predicted model, not a curated record. Bases 114 to 647 code for a protein of 177 amino acids. Gene Ontology annotation, biological process: phospholipid transport. Gene Ontology annotation, cellular component: mitochondrial intermembrane space. NCBI's taxonomy places the organism in Eukaryota, Metazoa, Chordata, Mammalia, Carnivora, Mustelidae. Gene Ontology annotation, molecular function: phosphatidic acid transfer activity.
CAAUAAAGUUUCGAAAGUUUGAAAAGGGAGGAAAAAACCCUCCCCCCGCCCCUUUGGCGGGGCGGGUGUGGGCGCCCGCGGCGGCGGCAGAGCCCGGCGCCGGGCGUGCGGGGAUGGGGGUCACGGUGGACGUGCGCCAGGUGUACAAGUACCCCUUCGAGCAGGUGGUCGCCAGCUUCCUCCGCAAGUAUCCCAACCCCAUGGAUAAAAAUGUCAUCUCUGUAAAAACCGUGGAGGAAAAAAGAGAUGUGUCAACAGGGAUCAUCUAUAGAAAGAGGAUUGCAGUCUGUCAGAAUGUGGUUCCAGAAAUUUUAAGGAAGGUGAGCAUUUUAAAGGUCCCUAAUAUCCAAUUGGAAGAGGAAUCCUGGCUCAAUCCUCAGGAAAGGAACAUGGCUAUACGGAGUCACUGCCUUACGUGGACACAAUAUGCAUCCAUGAAGGAAGAGUCUGUCUUCCGGGAAAGUAUGGAAAAUCCAAAUUGGACGGAGUUUAUUCAGAGAGGCAGGAUUUCAAUUACAGGGGCUGGCUUUCUCAACUGCAUUCUGGAAACUUUCGCCAGCACGUUCUUAAGACAGGGUGCCCAGAAGGGAAUUAGAAUAAUGGAGAUGCUGCUGAAGGAGCAGUGUGGUGCCCCAUUAGCCGAAUAAAGAAUCAUCAGGGACCUGUGUAGUGCUACCUUUGCUCGAGAAUCACUUCUUGGCCAGAACCCAUCACUGACGCAGUUUUCCAAAAACAGGCUUAAGGAAACAGUGUCAGCAGCUUAAAGAAGAGGAGACCUUCCUGCCAGGGUGUGAAGCUCUUGGACUGGAGACCUUCUAGGUGGAUUUUUAUGGCACAGUGUCUUUAUGAUUUACAAAUAAAGGAAAAAAACCCAUAGAAGGUGACGUCUGCCCUUCUUCAGGAUGUCCUGCUGAUUGCCCAGUGACGGUGUCAGGGACACCAAGGACAGGCCAGAGGCCUGGCGAGUGGCACUUUUGCCCACAUUUAUCAGCAUCAUUGCUCAUAGGAUGCAUGAGAAGGUUUUGAGACAGAUAAAGGAGUUGAAGCUGAUACCUGAUGCUUAGGUGGCCUACAACAGAAAAGAAUGUACCAGGCCUGUGUUCAAGCUAAGCCAUAUUCAGACUAAUGUUCUAUCCAUAAGUACUACCUAAGGGCCAUCAGUAUAGCUUCUGUAAUGUAACAUAUCAGCUGUGUGAUUUGGUCUUCUGGAAGAACGUGGCACGGAGAGCGGGGAGGCAGGGUGUAGCUUUGGCAUUGUGAGGGGUGGAGCAGCUUGUUAGCCUCUCUGUGUUUCACUGGCAAGUCGGGAGAACUGGGCGCAGAUGUCUCUGUCUCGUGAUGGUUAAGCACGGAAGGACAGGGGGGAUAGUUCAGUGUGAAGAGCCCAGGUGUGGGAAUCUGAGAGACCUGGAUUUGAGUGCAAAUGUUGCCACCCACUAGCUCAGUGAUCGAUCAUGUACAUAAUUUCCAAUCUUUCUGAAGCUCACUCUUUUUAAUUGUACAACGGGUUACAGGAUUAACUUCAUGUGAUUGUGGGACCGAUCUGAGGUCACGUUUAUCGAGUGCAGCAUGCUGUCUCUUGCCUAGAAGUCUUGUAAACAGAAGUUGUUAUUAGUGAAACCAUUUUGAAAAUGUGCUUUUCCGAUGUAUUGUAAGGUAGUAUCACUGUUUGAAAAUUAGGUGAUGGUAGUUUGCAUUUCCCGUGGUUGGAAACCAAAAUAUAAAUGCACACUACCUAACAGAACACUUGAAGAGAGGCAAUAAUUUGGAAUUUAUCUGCUUAAGAUAAAAAUUGGGCCAUUACUGGAAAGACCAGGGGAAAUUGUUCUUUUUUUUUUUU